Molecule: messenger RNA, 1834 nt
Organism: Dendroctonus ponderosae (mountain pine beetle)
Lineage: Eukaryota; Metazoa; Arthropoda; Insecta; Coleoptera; Curculionidae
Product: protein CROWDED NUCLEI 2
Exons: 9
Coding region: 124-1788 (554 amino acids)
Source: RefSeq, a predicted model, not a curated record
CAGGUGUGUGGUAUUGUCCAUCUUACUGACAGCUCUCACAUGUAACUCCAGGCAUCAACAUUUUCUUUUAGUGUUUUUUGUUGCUUUUUGUCUAUCGGGAUAUUUUCACUCGCGUACUUCAACAUGCGCAUCUGUUGGAGGGCUCUUAUAGGCUAUGGAUUCGUCUUCUGGGCCAUUCUUUGCCUCAUGGACCUUAUCGGAAUCACCCACGUUCACAAAUAUAGCAAAGAACUCGAUGAACUUUAUGAAAAGCCGGUGGUUGUCAAAAAAAUCGAGCAACAGUUAGAGCCUCAUCUGGCCAAGGGGAUCAGAUUCGGUUGGUCGCUUCUCCUGUGGAACACCGUAACUUUUGUAAUUUCCAUCGUAAUUUGCUCCAUUGGGCGAAAUGUUGCCUGGAUGCUUUGGAGCCUGUACAGAUUAUAUCGAAACAAGUUGGUCUGCUCCCAACUGAAUCAAUACACUCGAAACCCUGGAAGUGUUAGCAGAAUUCCCAUAAUGGUAAAGUCGGCCAGAUCGUCUGAGACCAACUUUUCAAAGUCAGAGCCCCGCUCCAGAAUCGACGUGGAUAAAAGUUGUCCGAAUCUGCUUAUGCAAAGAAGCGGCAGUAAUCGGUCGAGCGCUACAGAUCUAACCACAAAAACUUGCCGCACGCUAUUCAGGAAAGAUAUCUAUUUAUGCGAGCGUCCAGAGUUGAGCAUUGAGCAACAACUGGAAAUUCAAUGCAAAAGGCUUAGGGAGGAGCUGCAUCGUUUGCAAACAACAUCUCUAAAAGAGCACGCAGUUUUAUCCAGAAAACUGGAGUCUGUUAACAAGGAGAAAAAGGAACUCGUCAAACAGCUCGCAUUGACUCAGAAGGAGAAUCGGGCCGCUAAACAGCAACUGGAAGAGUUGCUCCAGGAGAAAACCGCUUUGGUAAUAAAACUGGAAAACGCCACUAAAGAAUUCAAAUGCAACACCAAAACCAAGAAAGUGGCACUCGCCAAACUGGAAGAAGUGACAAAUAAUGUCGAAGACUUAAGACAGCAGUUGGAGCAAGUUACCAGGGAUAAGGAGAUUCUGGAUAAAAAGCUGAAACUUCUAGAAAUCGAGUACAAUAAAAUGCAUGAACGCUUCAUAGCGUCACAACAGAAGCUGUAUGACCGCAGUAAUAAUGAACAUUUACCUGAACGGGAUACGGACAAUGAAAAACACUACUAUAUGGAAACUUUCAGUUUUGGCGAGUUGGAUAGUACCAUUCCUCCAGAUAUCCAGCAAACUGCAGGAGUCUUGGCUUCGAUGUCUCAAACUGAACUAGACAUGAGGACAAUUCAAGAAAAAAUCAAACAGUUGGAGAAAAAUCUCGAAAAGUUAAACGUAAGCAGUAGCCUGGAAUUUAGCGGCAGUCUGGAUCAGCUAGAGUCUGAACUGAGUUUAUCAACAAUAGAUAACACGACAGACUCCCAACAUAAGCUGGACGAGUCGAAUACAACAUUCAGUGAACUAUCCGAUAGCAAUAGUCCUAAGCAAAAAUUCUGGACCGAAAAGACUACAGAGUUGGUUGGCAAAAAUAAAACCCAAUUUGCUAAGAUCCAAGCCCUGGCCUCAAAAAUGCAAGAUAAAGUCAGCUUCCUUGGAAACAUUAAGGAAAAGGCUGAAACCAUUCGAGAAUUGGACACGACAGAUUCGGAAGGGAUUGAGCCUAAGCGUUUGGUCAGCAGCUCAGUGGCUUUCAAGAAUUUCCUGAAGAGCUUGAAUAAAUUGGAUGCGGUCAAGAAAGAGCAUCCAACUAAGCCAGAAGUGUAUUUUUAAAUUCAUGGAUUGUCAACCGAUGUUAAUAAAAUCUUGAUUAUUCUUU